CCUUGUGCAGCCACCGUCCGAGCUUCAGGUCCAAGAUGCAGUGGACUGUCAUGAGCUCAUGAAUUGGUAAUUUGCUCGACUCCUUUUCCAUGUUCUUCGGAUAGAGGAGUUAGAUUCACCAUUUAGUGUCUAUGUAGACGAACACAUACCACAUUGGGUCCCUGAUUCAGUGGUAGAUCGGCGUACUUCGUAUCGUCCCCUUUAUGCAAACAAAACCAACCCUUUCUGGACGUGAAGCAUACUUAUAUACCCACCAUGUCCACCUCCUCCCCCACGGACGACAACCCACCCCCGGGUCCAGGUCCAAGCAAAGGCGACCUGAUCAGACGCGGGGCCUACAAAACCAACGUCGCCGGCGUUCUCACCUUCGUCGGCCUCCGCGGUCUCGAGCCCCUCCUCCAGUACCAACUUCUUCGGCCGGGGGGAUGGGGCACCGCGCUGCUCACACGCCUCAACCUCUCCGCAAUCCCAUCUUCAGCCCUUCCACUCGCAACCCUCUUUGGCACCACCCUGCCCCUGCCCCUUCCGAACCUAGUCCUGGUCUCCAUGUCGGCCGCAGCCUCGCUCAAACAAAUCUUCUGGCUCCUGGCCAUCGGCCGCGAGGAACUGGGGCCGGGCGCAUCCGCUGCCGUGGGCAUCUUCAACGGCGCUUUCAACAGCCUCAACGCGCUGCUCUUUCUUUGGUCCGCCACUUCACCCUUCUCCAGCUUCUCCACUUCCCUUGGCCUACCCUUACCCGCACCGAUGCUCGCCGGCGCGGCACUGUUCACCCUCGGCAUCGCCCUCGAGACACUUCCUGAAAUCCAGCGCAAGCGCUUCAAGGAAAACCCGGCCAACAAGGGCAAGGUGUGCGACGCGGGCGUGUGGGGGUGGGUGCGGCACCCCAACUACGGUGGGUACGCCCUCUGGCGGACGGGCUACGCGCUUGCGGCAGGCGGGCUGGCCUUCGGGCUGGUCAUGGGCGUUUGGCAGAUGUGGCACUUUGCGACUGACUCGGUUGUGUUUAUGGAUGAGUACAUGCAGAAGAGGUAUGGCGAGCAGUGGGAGGGGCAUAAGAAGAGGGUGAGGUGGCUGUUGGUGCCGGGCAUUUAUUGAUCGAUCCAGGGGUGGAUCUGAGAAAGGGGCUGGGGGGAAACAGGAUGGAAUGGGGGUGAAAUGAUAGGAAAGUGUUUGGGGUAAAGCCACUGGAUGCUCAUAUAGCCCGAACCAGGGGUUGGAAUUAGAGUCCCUCGGGAUCUUGUCCCAACUCCUGUGCAACUAAGGGAACAUCAGAAGAAAACGGCAAGGAGUUCUUCAAAAGCUGGCAUCCAGCUGUUCCCAAGCUCAAAGC
Canariomyces notabilis is the source of this 1330-nucleotide messenger RNA. RefSeq lists its product as uncharacterized. Bases 256 to 1095 code for a protein of 279 amino acids. Gene Ontology annotation, cellular component: membrane. The transcript has a single exon. Lineage: Eukaryota; Fungi; Ascomycota; Sordariomycetes; Sordariales; Chaetomiaceae. The record is from RefSeq and is a predicted model, not a curated record.